This is a messenger RNA of Pyricularia oryzae 70-15, 1314 nucleotides long. RefSeq lists its product as uncharacterized. The record is from RefSeq and is a predicted model, not a curated record. The transcript has a single exon. Lineage: Eukaryota; Fungi; Ascomycota; Sordariomycetes; Magnaporthales; Pyriculariaceae. Bases 1 to 1314 code for a protein of 437 amino acids.
AUGCUUCCAAGCUCACUCACCAGCAUCUAUCGACAGUAUAAACACGAUACAGAUGUGGUAGCUACUUGGCUGGCCACGACGGCCAAGCAUCUUGGGUACGAUGCAUCAAAAUUCACCCUGUCCAGACAAACAAGUUCGAGAACCCAAGACACAAAGCACGCUAAUCUGGCUGGCAAGGCCUCUCAAACCCACAAUGAGUCCCUCAAAAUCGAUAGUUCUUCUACACAUGGUCGAAGGCGGUUCGUCCUCGCCAUCCGCGACUUUGUACCAUUAGCCAGGUACAUAGCGAGCCAACCAAGACGCGUCAGAAUCACCUCGUCAUUCUCAACGGCCAUCGACCGUGCCGUGCAUGCGCGGGCAGACUUCCAUGUUUUGCUGAGCAAAUAUGGAAACAUUACUGACGACACGGCCGACUCACGUCAUUCGCAUUUUGCUGGCAUCCUCGGCGCUGUGCGCGACUUACUACGACCGUUGACUUUACCCUCCGUACCUGUCAUGACUGGCACUUGCCGCACUCUGGGCGACAAGAAGCUAUACUACUUUAACUCCUUCACACCCCUGACCGUCUACGACACCCCAGACAUGGAUGAAACGGUCGGCGGGAACAUGAUAGCUCAGCCAGUAUACGAGGCGGAGCGUGAGGACACGUUUGAGGACGCAUGUUGGGCAUUUUCCAUUCUUUUGCAUGACUUUACUGCACUCAGAAUGCAAGUCAAAAAUCUCUGGGAGCGAUAUGCACGUCGCGAAUUGCACCUAGGCAGCGUGGCUAUCGCGACGAAUGCGGCGAUACAGAUUGCUCGCAGCUUGGAGGAGGACGUCGAGCAUUUGUUCGCUGCUCAUGGCGGUGCCCACGUAAUUCAGAAGCAGUGGUAUGGGAUCCUUUGCGACGAUGCCGGCCAUGAUUCAAGGCCGGAGCCGGGCGAGUUGCUCAACUGGGAAGCAUACCGCCUUGCAGAUGAUUGCUUCCUCCCGGCAAAUCUGAUGAUUGCAAUGUUCUUUGAGGCUUAUGCUCUGGGGAAGAUGCAUCAUUACAAUGGGAACUUUGAUUGGUAUGGCGAACUUGCAGAAGCCAUCGAUCACAAAACAGAGUUCUUUCAAGGCAAAGCGGCCCUUUCAGAGAUAUUGAUGGAGACCGCGGUCGUAUUUCACGUCCUGUCGGACAAGGAAACAAUCCAUUGCCGAGACGAAUUCAGUCUGGCAAUUUUGGCCAUGCUGGACUGCACUCGGCCCAGCGUCCCACUGUCACUCAGUCUUGCCGGGACUAUGUACCUUGAUAGUCUCGUCAUACUCAAGGGACAGCUUGAUCGUCCAUAG